AUCACGAUUCAGAUCUUAUCUUACUGACUUCAAACAUGGCAGCCAUGCGAUUUAUAGUUUUUAUUUUGAUUUCCGUGAUAGCCGUCACAAAUGCUGGUUUGUGUUUUGAUAAGGAUAUUGCCUUGUGUAAUCUGAUGGCAAAUGCUGAUCCAAAUAUGUGCAACGAUCCAUGUAUGGCAAAGUUAUGUACCAGAUUCUGUGGACAAUGUCCAUUGAUUUGUCACAGUUGUCACGAGGUAGCCGAUGCAUCGAGCUGUAGACCAAUAAUACAAUGCAACUCCAGUAAUGAGUAUUGUUUUACAGUCCAAACAUUCAACGAUCAUUUUGAAGAAACAUUCAAACUUGGAUGUGCAUCAAAGCAUACAUGUUUACAAUACUCCUCUAUUUCUCACACCAAGAGAGUAAGUAUCGAUGCAGGAUGCUGUAACACUGACCAAUGUAACAAUAAACCCCCAUCGUUACUUAAUAUUGGAAAUGAUACGAAGUCACCAGACGGAGGUGAAUUAAGGAAUAGGACACUAUGUGAGAAUCUUGCUGAUGAUGUCUGUGCCAGAAUAGCCACAGUUAUACCAAACAUGUGUUCUGACAGCUGUAUAGCUAAUAACAUAUGUCCACAUGCAUGCGGAAAGUGUUACAACUGCCUGUCAUGUGAUGAGAUCGAAUCUCCAGACAAAUGUAAUACUACAACGGAAUGUAAUGAUGGCAAGGAAUGCUUUCUAAUGGAGGUACUUACACAUGAUUUCAAACCAGCAGUUAGAUUAGGAUGCAUGGAAAAAAUGACUUGUCAGAAAUUCCACAACUCAGUGACCGAUGUGUUCGGAAAGCGCCAGUCCUUCACACUUCAGGGAAGAUGUUGUAUUGGAGAAAAAUGCAAUUCAAACAUAACAUCAGCAAUAAACCUGACACCCACUCAAACUUCAGGAUAGUACAACUCAUUCCAUUAGACACAGUAUGAUUAACUCAAAUCUUUAAACGAAUAUCAAGUUCAAAGUGUGAU
Messenger RNA from Mytilus trossulus (common blue mussel), 997 nucleotides. RefSeq lists its product as uncharacterized. The transcript is spliced from 9 exons. Bases 36 to 926 code for a protein of 296 amino acids. The record is from RefSeq and is a predicted model, not a curated record. Lineage: Eukaryota; Metazoa; Mollusca; Bivalvia; Mytilida; Mytilidae.